Molecule: messenger RNA, 1038 nt
Organism: Drechmeria coniospora
Lineage: Eukaryota; Fungi; Ascomycota; Sordariomycetes; Hypocreales; Ophiocordycipitaceae
Exons: 2
Coding region: 1-1038 (345 amino acids)
Source: RefSeq, a predicted model, not a curated record
AUGAAGCUCUUCCAGGCGGUAGGCCUCUUAGCGUGCUUGGCUGCCGCGCAACCUUUUGGGACGCAUCGAGCUGCAGUGUACGAAUCUAUUAAGCGCCGCGGUCAAAUUGACGAUAUUAACAACAGCGAAUUGUCUUCGGGCGUCGUUGUGUCGCAGGACAGUGAUAAGAAGAACACGUUUUUCCGCGGUGACAACCGGGAUUAUAGUAUCAUAUUCUCGGUUGGUUUCGAACCCAAAGGCACCGAUACCAGACCUUACACCCAUCUUGCGGGUGCUCACGACAAUUCGGGAUUAGUAUCUGUUUCGAAGAGUAAGGCGGUAGCCGACAAAUACGGUGGAGGCCAUUAUACGUACGCCAUUAGUGCAUUUGCGCUACCGCAAGGCUAUGACAUGACGAUGAUACGCCCAAAUGACAAAAACGUACAGUAUAAUCAGGAGUUUGCGUCAACGCGGCCGAUUCCCGCGUCUGGUAUAAUGGGUGUCUGGGACAACAAUCAUGGCGGUAAAUAUAUCGAAAACCCAAACUACAAUCCGACGGUCUAUGGACAGAGUACUUGCUCAUCUGGCGGAUUGUUUGGCGGAUUGUUUCGCGGAUUAGCCAGGAGAGCCGACUGUUAUGUGGAGGCUCCGGCCAGCUAUAAACCCAUCAAGGCCGGCCAAGGGCCUACGCUCGAUACGUCGGGGGCCAACAACGCAAAGGAAGUCGGGAAGCCACAGCAAAAAAGUGUCUUUACUAACAAGCCUCCGCAGGUAAAGGCGGGCGACUCGUCCGCCGACAGCUCCCCGCAAACACGGGAACAAGCACAGAUACAACCACAGCAGCAGGAACCACAGCAGCAGCGAAACAAUCAGCAUUGCAAACACGGGCAGGACUGCAGGUUACCAGGUGCAGAGGAUCCGACUGACGAACCCCCCAAGAAGCAAGCAGGGAAGAUGGCUGAAGUCGCGGGGCCAGGGGGCAGCCAGCCGAGCCCCAACGACGGCAACGGCGGCCAGCAGGCUGCUCCAGUUGGUCCGCAAUGGCCGAGGCCGCCCUGA